GGACCACAGGAAGCGAUCGCGGAAUGGCUGGGCACGCCAGUCUCGGGUCUACACUGUGCUCCGAGCAGUUCGGCUCGCAGGCGGCCCGGGGAUGCUGCGCCGCUCCCGACGGGAGCCUGCAGUGGGAGACCUGGGGGUGGCGCUGGUGGGGGUUCGCUGGCGCUUUUACAGCGAAACCCGGAGGAGGAGACGGGUGCGGAGGGGGAGCUCCCGGGACGGCAUUUCCACCUCUCUCCCGUCUCCUGGCUGUGUUCCUGCCUCAAGGCUUUCCGGAUAGCGUCAGCCCAGACUACCUGCCCUACCAGCUAUGGGAUUCCGUACAGGCCUUUGCUUCCAGCCUCUCGGGCUCCCUGGCCACCCACGCAGUCUUGCUAGGCAUAGGGGUGGGGAAUGCAGAAGCCUCUGUUUCAGCUGCCACGGCCACCUGGCUGGUGAAAGAUUCAACGGGCAUGCUGGGCCGCAUCAUCUUUGCCUGGUGGAAGGGGAGCAAACUGGACUGUAAUGCCAAGCAGUGGAGACUUUUUGCUGACAUCCUCAAUGAUGUAGCCAUGUUCCUGGAGAUUAUGGCUCCUAUAUACCCAAUCUGUUUUACUGUGACCAUCUGCAUCAGCAACCUGGCCAAGUGCAUUGUGAGCGUGGCUGGCGGGGCCACUCGGGCUGCUCUGACCAUGCACCAGGCCCGGAGAAACAACAUGGCAGAUGUGUCGGCCAAGGAUAGCAGCCAGGAGACACUGGUAAACCUGGCAGGGCUCCUGGUCAGCCUCUUGAUGCUUCCCCUCGUGUCCAAUUGCCCUAGCUUCAGCCUCGGUUGUUUCUUCCUCCUCACUGCCCUCCACAUUUAUGCCAACUACCGGGCAGUCCAAGCCCUUGUCAUAGAGACCUUGAAUGAAAGUCGGCUCUGGCUGGUCCUGAAGCACUUCCUUCAGAGUGGAGAGGUACUUGACCCUACUUCAGCCAACCAGAUGGAGCCACUGUGGACAGGUUUCUGGCCAUCUCUGUCUCUGUCCUUGGGUGUCCCCCUACAUCGUUUGAUCUCCAGUGUGUUUGAGCUGCAGCAACUGGUUGAGGGACACAAAGAACCUUACCUUCUUCACUGGGACCAGUCGCAAAACCAGGUACAGGUCGUUCUGAGCCCAAUGGCAGGCCCUGAGACUGUCCUAAGGGCUGCCACACAUGGACUGGUUCUUGGAGCCCUGCGGGAAGAUGGGCCCCUCCCAAGAGAGCUGGAAGAACUGAGGAAUCGAGUACGGACAGGUCCUAAGAAGGAGAGCUGGGCCAUCGUCAGGGAGACCCAUGAAGUAUUGGACAAGCUAUUCCCAAAGUUCUUGAAAGGACUGCAGGACGUGGGCUGGAAGACUGAGAAGCACCAGCUAGAGGUGGAUGAGUGGAGGGCCACAUGGCUCUUGUCUCCAGAAAAGAAGGUCUUGUGAGCAGCCCAGAUGGAGGGCCAAGAGCCUGAAGCAAGAACACUUGGACUACAGCAGGGCGGUGGGGAAAGGCAGCUUUAUUUUUGUGUUGGGGAACUGUUGUGGCUGGUUGGCCAAGGCCUCACAGUACAUAACUGCCAGUCAGAUGGAUUGGGCCCCAGACAGGGACAAGUUAGAGGGAAGGAGAACUAUGGCCUUCCCCCUUCCCUCCUGCCCCUUCUUACCACUGCAGGCUCCCCACCUGCACUCAUUGUGAGGCUGAGCUCUUCCCUGGCUGUGGCUCAAGAGGUCCCAACACAGUUGACCUCAGGCAUAAAAGCCCCAGAGGAACAUGGCCACAGCCAUCAUAAGCAGGGCAUUGAAGUUGACCACACGAGCCCAUCUUGGGUCCUCACUGAUGUCCUCCAGCCGCCUGGUUGCUGCAGCCACCUCCUCCUCGGUAGGGGGUGGGGAACUACCUGACCCAGCCUGGCUCAUUCCACAGAACCAGAGCAGGCACUGGCGAAACAGGCCUGGUGCUGGGGGUUGGGACUCUAGGAAAAAUUGAAGCCCUACAGUUAGUUUGAGGGAACUUAGCUCCCUAGCCCCACCUCCUGGGGUAGUGCCUUACCCUCCAUCUCGACUGCAUGCUCGGGAUGCCCAUUCUGUACAGGGGGUGAGCCUGGACCUUCCACCUCAUCAGCAUCCAGGUCCUCCCGUUCCUCCUUGCUGUGCCGGAGACUGAAAACCAGACGGUGGAGCUGGAGAGAGGUGGGAGCAGAGACCAAGUGGGAGUUCUGUACCUUCAAGCCCAGACCCUGAUGUCUCAUCCACACUGGCACUUCCUAGCCUCCCUCUGUCCACCCUGUACACCUAGCCCAGGCUCAGCUCACUCAAACAUGACCUAUGGCUGCCCUUUGCCCUCAGGCUAAACCCAGGCUCCUCAGUGGGGCGUUUAAAGCUCUUGGCCCUGCUUAAUCACCCCAGGUGUUCUGUCUGCACUUAAAAUUGCAGUGCUUUAGGUUCCAGUCUUAACAGUCCUGCUAAAACAGUGUUUCUUCCUGUGGGUAUUUGCUCGUAUUUACUCCUGUCACCUUUCCCCCCACUUCUCCACCUGUGGAGUCCUGAGCCCAUCUUUCAAGGCCUGGCUCUUCAGUGCAGCCCCUACCCCCACACCCAAUCAGCCCUGAAGCAGAACAAGACCAAACCCUUUUGUGGGUUCUCUGUCCCUUUUAGCCACCAAUCAUAUCCUGUGUUUUGAGUCCCAAAGGCCAUGCCAAAAAUGUUGGGGAGCUUUAAUCACUUCCCUUACAAUCUUCAAGCCACCUCCCCCAAACCACCUCAGAUAAAUGUCAUGAAAUAAAAACGUAUUUUCUUUGCAAAUGCAA
Molecule: messenger RNA, 2794 nt
Organism: Pteronotus mesoamericanus
Lineage: Eukaryota; Metazoa; Chordata; Mammalia; Chiroptera; Mormoopidae
Gene: RUSF1
Product: RUS family member 1
Exons: 13
Coding region: 24-1430 (468 amino acids)
Source: RefSeq, a predicted model, not a curated record